AACAGAUUCAAGAAAAGUCUGCUUUUAAUGAAUUAACAAAUGAUUCUUCACCCAUUUUCGGGGUUGCGAUGGAGACGCCAUCAUCUGGUGUAGGUAAGCAGAGGGGUAAUGGAGUCAAGAACAUGAUGGUGACUCCUGGUUGUGGCGAGGCUUUGUUAAGGGGUCAAAUCAAGACUUCGUUGCAAAAGAUUGUAGAGGAAAUGGGAAUCAUAUUCAAGAAAGGUCUGCUUUUAAUGAAUUAACAAAUGAUUCUUUCACCCAUUUUUGGGGUUGCGAUGGAGAUGCCAUCAUCUGGUGUAGGCAAGCAGAGGGGUAAUGGAGUCAAGAACAUGAUGGUGACUCCUGGUUGUGGCGAGGCUUUGUUAAGGGGUCAAAUCAAGACUUCGUUGCAAAAGGUUGUAGAAGAGGCUGAGCUCUCGAAAAUCCCAUUGGAGAGCCGCCCUUUUGUUCAUCUUCAGUCCCCAAUGUCACUCUUGGCUCCCACUCCUGCAAAUACACCACUGGUUCCAAAUCUUUCUGGGGAUGGUGCAUUGGGUUCAUCAGUGAUGGAUCUUCUUCCCGUUGAUUGAGAACAGU
Molecule: messenger RNA, 576 nt
Organism: Hibiscus syriacus
Lineage: Eukaryota; Viridiplantae; Streptophyta; Magnoliopsida; Malvales; Malvaceae
Exons: 1
Coding region: 246-569 (107 amino acids)
Source: RefSeq, a predicted model, not a curated record